UUAUAAACCAUAUUGUAAACUACCCAUUUGCAUUCGCCAAAGGAGUGGCUGACGUUGGACUUAUCUUCAAGAUACAUAACUUCCUUCUCUGAUUAGACUUAGCCAUUCAGAGUGAUCGAUAUGAACUUCAGAUAUAAACCUUUACUUGUAAGGACUCGGUAUUUUUAAAAUAUCUUCUGUUGGAUAGUUAAUUGUGGACAUACACUGGAUAUAUGUGUUUGUAGCCAAACAUUUAAAUUAUUCCUUUGGUGUCAGGUUUCUAGUGACGUAUACAUAGUUAUAGGCUGAUUCAGUAAACAGAAACACUAUUUAAAUCGUUGCUUUUCAACUCAAGAAAUAACAAAUUUUGCUAAAACAUUUCUUGUUUUCGUACUAAAACGUUGCGAAAUACUAAAUAUUAACAGAAACGCAUUGAAGUGUAUUAAAUUCAUCAAGGAUAAAUUAUUCAAAUCAAAUUACAAAAUGGCGACAAACUCUCUAUCUCCCGUUGCAAAACGACAACGCAUGGAUCGAGACUACAUGUGCUUAGAGUGCCAGAAACUAUCCAUUGAGGAAUCUGCAGAAAUAUAUUGUGAACAGUGUAAAAAUUAUUAUUGUACAAGAUGCGCUCGAUACCAUCUUCAAAUAAAUCCUUUACAUGUCACAUGUGGAAAGGAAGAAAUUGGAUUGUUCCAAACAUGUGAAAAACACAAGGAUGGACAACUUACACAAGUCUGCAAUAACCACAGCCAGCUGUGCUGUACUAUAUGUUUGGUUGAUCACAGACUAUGUGGUGACAAAAAGAACAUUUCUGAGUCACUUAAAAAGCUACUAAAUUUGCGACAACUUCAAGAUAUUCUUGACAAAAUAAGGAUUCUUCAAGACAAUGAACAACAACGUGAACAACAACGUUUAAAAGUUAAUGAAUUGCGCCAAGAAAUAAAUGCAUGCAUAACACAAUUUGAAAAUAACCCUUUGACGGACAGCAGUGGGCAAGAGCAAACCAUAACAGACGUGCGUCUGAAAAUUGAUUCCUUGUUAUUAAUAACUAAUUUUGAAACUUCGCUUGAGCGAACACAUGACCCGCUUAUAAAGCUAGACGUUCCGCACAGGAUUGAUAUUGUUAACAUCCUCAUGUAUCAAAAGAAAUUGAAUACAAUUUUGAAUUUAGAACAAUUGCAUGUUGACGACAGUCAGACUUGCCUAGACACAAUGCAACAGUCUAAAAUCAUUCUUAAAGACUAUUUUCCAGACCUCGUAUUCACAUAUAUAAACUUUGCUAAUAUAAUUUUAUCAGAUAAUUAUUUCUUCAGCUACAAUAUCUCAUCUAUCUGUACUUUCCCUGAUGGUCGGAUUAUUGUGGCAGACGGAGGUCAACUAAACGUAAAGCUGCUCGACAAUCAAUAUAAUAUCGUCAGUCUCUGUGUAACGUCUGCUUGCCCACGUAAAAUGUGUCGAAUCACUACCAGCAAAGUGGCUGUGACUGUUGGUGCACAUAGGCCAAACAUUAAUGAGGUCCAGAUUAUCGAAAUCCGCAAUGGGCAGCUAAAGAUGGUCAGGAAUUUCAAUUUACAAUAUAAAUGUAUUGGUAUUGCCUACCACAAGGGCCACCUGUAUGUGGCAUCGGGCACUGCACUUUAUACGCACACGUUGAAUGGGAAUCUGGUCCGCAUGCUGUACGAAGAUCGGUCAGGUAACCAAACAGUAUUCGGCUGCGCUUUGAGUCCCAAUGGUGACAGGAUCUACAUCAUCAACAACUCUCAUCACAAGCUCAUCACACUGGACCAGAACGAUACAGUCCUGUUUGAAUUCACCGAUCCGGGACUACACUUACCAUGUGAUGUGCAUGUGACUUAUGGAGGUCAGGUUCUGAUUUGUGGAAGGGAACCUUGCACUAUCAUACAAGUUGAUCGCGAGGGUAAAAAGAAGCUUACUGCAUUCAAAGAUCAAUUGUUUUUGCCAUUAUCGGUCUGCUACAACAGUCACAGAAACUCCAUCAUUGUGGGACAAGAGAGCGAGAUAAAGAUAAUAGAAUUUAAAGUGCAGUAGCUUUCAUUGACGAGCACAAAUGUAAGUUGUCUAUUAUGAACGCUCGUAAAAAUCGAUGGCAUUAUUAUUUCUGCACUACACAUGUUUAUACAUUUUCAUCUGCUCAACACGUGUACAAUGACAUAAUAUAAAUUUUAUAUACUAUAUUGAUCGUUUAUAUACUAUAUUGAUCAUAAAAAUAUAAUGUUAUUAUAUAACAUCAAUUUGGGUAGCUCAAAAACAGUCUAAAUGUUGAGACAUUAUACAUUCAUUUAACACUUAGUAAACACGCAGACUUUCUGAAUGAACGAUGUAUUCGAUUAUGAUAAAACCAAAGAAAAUCUACAAUUGAUGAACUUUACUGUUCGGGUCGUUUUAGAACGUACACAUAUAUCCAUGAAAAUAAUUCUACAUGAAUUUAAAAAAAAUCUGAUACUUGACGUAAUCUUCAUUCUCAAUGACGUAAAUUCUAAUAACGACCGUGCGCAGUUUUGUUGUGUUCUGUGCAUUAUGACAUGUCGAAAUGAUUUCUUAACGUCACAACAUGUAUUUAUUGAAAGGCCUUAAAUAUAAAAGAUUAUUCAAUAUGUGUAAACAGCAAAAAUUAAAAUUAAUAAUAUAUAAUAUACCAAUUGAAUUGGAGAAGCUUUAAAGCGGGUAUAUACGAUUUUGUCAAAUAUUUAUGAAUUUAUAUAAACUGUGUAAAAAAAACUUAUAUAUAUAUUUCAAUAUAAAUUAAAAUAAAAGUUAAGAAGAACAUGUGUCGAAAAAUGCGAAAUAAGCCAGAUAUUUAAUUCUGAAAUUGAAAACGGCUGUACAGCCGAAUUCGCCAGCAUGUAUACCAUACAUGUACGAUGUGCAUCUAAACUUAGUUUAACGGUUUAUUUGAAUUCCUGCAACGAUAUCUAUCCAUACGACACACGAACACUAUCUCCGAUCCUAAUACAAAGACGAAUGCUUCGGUUAUUGUAGGAAAAUAUGUACGUCACUAUCGGCUCGGGGCGAUAAUUUGUCUUUGCUGCAUUUAUGAAAUUCGGCUUUAAUGUAUAAUUUUUCUUGCCUAUUUUGUGUUAUUGUAACAUAUUUUAUCAAUAUAUUACAAUUAAACACAUAUAAAAAUCGUAUAUACCCG
Molecule: messenger RNA, 3139 nt
Organism: Dreissena polymorpha
Lineage: Eukaryota; Metazoa; Mollusca; Bivalvia; Myida; Dreissenidae
Exons: 3
Coding region: 463-2028 (521 amino acids)
Molecular function (GO): zinc ion binding
Source: RefSeq, a predicted model, not a curated record